Molecule: messenger RNA, 282 nt
Organism: Cladocopium goreaui
Lineage: Eukaryota; Dinophyceae; Suessiales; Symbiodiniaceae
Source: the annotation of a GenBank genome assembly
AUGCAGCAAGCUGCCAAGUCGGCAAUGUCAAAAGCAGCAGAGGCAAGCUUUCAAAGGCUAUUGGAUGCUGAGGAUGGCGAUUCGAUUACAGCAGAGGCUCUCCGCAAAGCGUUGGUCCGCUUCAGGAUACCUGCAGAGGUUUGCAAGCCUGAGGAGACGGAGGAUCUCUUGAAAAUAGUGACAGAAGAAGCUGAAGUAUCUGGGCCUUUGAACCUGGAGAACUUCAAAAAACUGUUCAACACCUUGAAUCUGAAGGUGACGAGAGAUGGCCGCGUUUGGUGA